CAAAAGAGGGUCGCGUCGGCGUUCUCGGUACCCGUCGGCCCCGUACCGACUUUCAAAGUUCUGCUGAGGGUACAGCAGAGACUUCAUAAGCACUACGGACUCAAAAGAUCAGUGCUGCAGGGUAACUUUCUCGCGAAUAUUCCACGACGAUGACGACCACGACGAUGAUCACGACGGCAGAGGCGGAACCGCAGGCAGGCCUCUCGUGGAGGCUACCACAGAGUACAAGGGUGUAUCCGUGCACCGCCGGUGUCGCAAUGAAGGUCAAUUGCGAGCCUGAACGCGUGGCCGCCCUCACUGUCUGGCCCGUCAUGUUCGAUGGUUCGGCAGCGAAGUCAGUCCGCUUUGGGGCAGAAGUCGAGGGCGUGGAUUGGUCCAAGCCAGUGCCUGCUGAAGUAGUCGCGCAGCUCGUGUCACUUCAGGACAAGUACGCUGUGCUCAUCUUUCGCAACACUGGACUGGACGACGCUCGACACAUUGCCUUUUCGAAAGAGCUGGGCGACGAACUAGAGACAAAUCCGUUCUACUACGGCAUCGAGAAUGAUCGCGUGGGUAACCCGCUGCUCUUUGACGUGGGCAACAUCGACAAGGACGGCUCUCCUGUUCGCAAGGACAGCAGACGAUGGCAUCACAGCAUGGGCAACGUGCUCUGGCACACCGACUCGUCCUACCACCAGCAAAGAUCCAAGUACUCAAUCCUCCUUUCUCAUGGCAAUCCUGUCAAGGGAGGCUCCUGGACGCAUUUUGCUGAUACAAGACGCGCAUAUGCGGAUCUGCCCGAGGACAAAAAGCGCGAAAUCGAAGAUAUGAUCGUUGAGCACGACCUCUGGCACUCGCGCAAGAUCGGGUCGCCCCAGGUGUACAAGGAACCAUUGCCCCAUGAGAGAACUCUCAAGCCGCCGGCGUACCACCGCCUGGUCCAACGUGCUCCUGACGAGAGAAAGACUCUCUUCCUGGCAGCGCAUGCCAAGCGCAUUCUAGGCCGCUCUCUCGACGACAGUCAGCGGCUCCUUUGGGAUCUCAUUGCUCACUGCACCAAGCCCGAAUACGUCUUUAGCAUGGAGUGGCUCCAGGGCGGUGACAUGGUCUGGUGGGACAAUCGCCAAUCGAUGCACCGCGCCAAUCCGUACACUGAGGAGAUGACAGCUCGGGAUGUCCGUCGGUCGACAAUCAUUGAUGAUGGGCCGCUGGCAUUUGGUGUGUCCAGAGAUGAAAUUCACCGUGCUGGCCUGUCGGUCGAGGAAUAAAGCCGUAGGUUGCAUCCUCGCAAGGAAGAGGAAUGGUAGCGUCUCUGCAUUGUAGCGGUGGCAUGGCUGUGGGCUAGCAUUCUCUCGGCAUUUGGCAU
Molecule: messenger RNA, 1345 nt
Organism: Acaromyces ingoldii
Lineage: Eukaryota; Fungi; Basidiomycota; Exobasidiomycetes; Exobasidiales; Cryptobasidiaceae
Product: putative alpha-ketoglutarate-dependent 2,4-dichlorophenoxyacetate dioxygenase
Exons: 3
Coding region: 258-1247 (329 amino acids)
Molecular function (GO): oxidoreductase activity
Source: RefSeq, a predicted model, not a curated record